This is a messenger RNA of Phyllopteryx taeniolatus (common seadragon), 6786 nucleotides long. It is a transcript of the gene tarbp1, whose product is annotated as TAR (HIV-1) RNA binding protein 1. The record is from RefSeq and is a predicted model, not a curated record. NCBI's taxonomy places the organism in Eukaryota, Metazoa, Chordata, Actinopteri, Syngnathiformes, Syngnathidae. The transcript has 29 exons. Bases 114 to 4889 code for a protein of 1591 amino acids. Gene Ontology annotation, biological process: tRNA methylation. Gene Ontology annotation, molecular function: tRNA (guanine) methyltransferase activity; RNA binding.
AGGAUUUGUGGUGACGUAUGCGGAAGUUUACAGUCAGCCGGAGUGUGAACGUGCCGCGAGAAAGCGAGUGAAAGAAUUUCCUUCGUGCUAGUAUCUUUUGGCGAUUAUCUACAAUGAAUUCUGUUUUAAUUAAUGCAAUGUUGUCUAUUUCUCCUAACUACGAGCUUCUAUUUGACACUCUGUGCUGGCCGGCAGACGUGUGGCCGGAGACGGAGCGCGUCGAGGCGCUGACAGCUUUUGUAGAAGGACUCGAGCAAUUUGUCGUCCAAUCAGAAACAAGUUCAUCGACAACCGCGAAAAGACCAUUUAUACAAGAUAAAAGCCAGUCCAUCAUUUGGACGCAAUGUCUGCCGCUUCUCUCCAGAAUAUCAGCACAAACGGAGGGUGUGCGCUGUAGGGAGAGCACAGCAGCUGUGUGCAGACUUGUGGCCGUCUGUGUCCGGUUAUGUGAGCCUGCUGUGGCGGGCCGAGCCGCUCUGGCCGUCCUGCCCUCGCUCCGGCUGUUCGAGGACGACCGACCCGGCGGAGGGACACUGAGUGUGGAGGUUGCUAGUGAAGUCCUGGCUGCCCUCCUUCCGUCUUUAACAGCAGAAGACCAGCUCACUUCGAACAUUUUGUCGUGUAUCUUGUCGGGCAUUAGAACUAUUCCAGACGGGUCGCUCUCCCGGGUCACCGUCCGACUCAUGUUAGCCCUGCUGGGCUCUUGCGAUGAUACAAAGCUCGGCAGCAUUCUCAGCAAGACUCUGAGCGAACUGUGCACCUGGCAUGCCUCGGAGCGUACACCUGCCGUAACUGAGCGAGCCCUGCUGUGUUUAACCGCCCUGUCAGACCACCUGCUGGCACCUACUGAGCCCGACCCUCGUCCCUGCCUCCUGUUCUGGUGGGUGGUUCAGGACGGACUCAUCCACAGAGAUAGCGUGUCCCGCAAGAGAGCACUGUACCUACUCAAAAGGUGUGUGGCAUCGUCACAGGAGCAGGGAGUGGACUGUCCUUCACAACAAGUGAGUGGUGAGGAGAUCUUGUUCAAAUGGAAAGCCAAAAGCAGCAAACUGCUCAGAGAGUUCUGGGAGGAUUAUGUACUGGUGAUGGAAACGUUGGAGGAAAAUCAGGUCCAUGUUGUCCGCCCAGUUCUGAACCGAAUUGACUCUCUUAUCCAAGCUACAGCAAAUAAAGGUCAGGACCUCUUUCACCCGUCGUGGCUGCUGUGUGUGUACCAACGGAUGUUCCACAGCGAGAAUAAAACCUUAAUGCGAGCAGGUGUGUGUCACCUGCUGGAACUUCAAGUCCUCCAACAGCCAGCCUUUGCUUCAGCUUUUUCUCAGUUUGUUGUUGGACCUUUCAUGGAUGUUCUGUCAGAAAUGUCGCUCUUCUGCAAGGCAGGUGGCCAGGGUGUUGGAGACUGUCCCGAGCUGGCAGUUAAACUCCAAAUCUUCUUGAAGACCUUCUUCAGCAGCCUGCCAACAGAGGACCAGGGCCGUGUGCUGCUGCUAUUGAUCCAGCAGCUUGGUUCAAAGCAUUGGUGUGCAGUGCCCCUCCUCUUCAUCUCUCAGGCUAUGUCCAAACUUGAUCCAAUUUCAAUAUUGGCGAUCGACGGGCUCACUGCCCUCAGGGAGGUAGUGCGCUGCACGAUGAUUACACAUCAAGUCCUCUUGAGAGGUGCUGCCCAGUGCUUCUUAUUGAAGAGCGCCCUCUGUCUCAUAGAUGUGAACACAGUGACCCUCGAUGAUGUCUUUACCUUCCUGGGCAAUUUCCGAGCUGAUGAGUCACUUUGUCGAGGCACAGCGCUUUGGAAUGAGGUGUGUGUCUGGCUCUCAAGCAAUGAAGGCAGUUUUAAGCCAAGUGAUGGAGAUGGCGUUGCCUCAAGCAAGGAAACCAUAAAAGCAUAUGUUCAGGGCAAAAUACAUGAGUUUCUAAGAGUUCCACCAUGCACUGGUCAGACAGAGAGCUUACCUGACCCCAAAGAGGCAGACAAGUUGGUGAGGUCCAUUCUGCUGUGCACUGACAUUGAGGAGAGUCAACGUGGAGCAACGAUUGGUGACAACCUCCAGUUGUUAAUGUCUCCUCUUGUGGACACUCUGAGUCGGGUCGGUACCAACAUCUACAUGCCUGUGAAGAAGAGUGACAAAAGCUUGCAGCUCGUCCUCCGACUGCUCCAGCUUAGAGAAACACAGAAAGCGCAUGUGGAUGAAGUGACAGCUGCUUUGGAGGGGCUAAUUUUCCAGUUUCUAGAUUCAAUCCAGGAGUUCAUCACGAGGCGUGUGUGUGGGGAACUGCAGGAGUUGUGUGAUGUGGAGCGGGCAGAGCUGUAUUUGUGUGUCUUAAAGCAGCUGGCCAUGCACAGUUGUACAAUUCAACAAGAUUCCUUCCCUAAACUCAUUAAGUACAGUCUGAGCAUUCUGAAAGAACCAACCCAGCAGAUACCCUCAGUGGCCAGGCAGGUGGUCAGAGCAGUUGCUAUGGCAUCUCUUGCCAUGGUAUGUCAGCUAAUGGAGCAGCAAGCAAUUGGCCUGCAAACGUUUUCUCUUCUAAAACAACUCAACGAGCACUUCUACAAGCCAGUGCCGUCUCCCUGGCAAAGUCAUUCAGCUCUGGGUCGCUUCAAUGAGAGGCUGCUGAAACCUCACAUAACGAACAGCUUGAGUAACGAAGGUUGGCAGAGUCUUCUGCAAGACUGGGGUCGCACAGCUGCCCACUUCAUGCGGGACCAGUGGAUUUGCCUGAGUUUCCUCAUCAACACACUCGGGGUUCAAGAUUCUGAGCUUCCCAAAAACAAAGAGACUGUCAUAGCUGCUCUGAGUUGCUGCGUGGACGCUCUCGCUCUUCUGCCCAGCGACCUGGUGCUGCCCGUUAUCGCCUUCAUGGAGACGGUGCUGCCACAAUUGGUACAUGAGGAUGAAGCCCUCUGUGUGGAAGCUGUGAGUCGGUGCUGGGAGCUAGUGCAUGGGCUCAGCAAUAACGCCCAUGACUUUUGGCCUGCCCUCAAAGGCUUCAUCUCAGUGGCCUUCCAUCAAACGCUGCUGCUGCUCACAGACAGUCAGGCCCCAGUGCUGACGACAACUGUGAAACAGAUUGCUGUUGAGAUCAUGGAGUUGUCUGAGUCCAAGAACGGAGUUUUUAGUGUGCUGCUGGAACACUGUUGUCAAACAUGGUUGCCUGCUAGUGACCAAAGCAGGAACCCAGAUGACGGCACUUUCUCCAGUGUUUUUAGUCACAUUAACAUCAUGGCUGAGGGCUGCAUUUAUGGCCCUGUGUUCAGGAGAGAUCAGCGGCUUGUUCAAGAUGUCCAGGCAUAUGUGGAGCAACUUGGUGAGCUAUGUGCCACCAACGCCGUGGUCACCAGUGACAACAGAGAUGACCAGCUACCUCGCAUGUACACACUGGCUUUCCUUAGUCGCCUGGAUGCUUCUAACCUUUUGCACGAACGACUGAUGGAGAAGCUUGUUGUCAUUCUCUUAGAAAAGGACAAGAACAUGUCAAAGUCAGUGCGUAUCUCCAGUAACUCUCUACAACAUCGUGUGAAAAACAGAGUAUGGCAGACACUGCUAAUGAUGCUGCCCAAAUUCAAAGAGGAGUUUGUGGCCUCUAUACUGAGCAGUGUCUUUGAGGCUGGCUUCCGCAGUAACCAGGCUUCAGUCAAGUACAUGAUUGAGUGGACGAUGAUUCUGAUCCUUGUCCGUUAUCCAAAACAUAUAGACAGCUUUUGGGCAUGCUUCAACAUGCAUCAUGAAGGAACCAAGACUGGCAUCUGCACCUUCCUGGCAGUCCUCGUGCAUUUCGCUGUCAUCAUUCCCAAACUUCACGAUCCAGAUUUGCAUUUGGCAAAAGCACUGGACAUCAGCCUUCAGUGGUGUUUCCACCAUAACUUCAGUGUGCGUCUGUAUGCCCUGCUGUCCUUGAAGCGGGUUUGGAGCUUGGUGGAGGUCCGAGGAGAGAAGACAGUUGAUGGUCUGAGGGGGCUGUCCACUGUCGUCAAGGCCUGUCUGCACCAGACUGAGGCCUUGAAGAACACGGGGAAUGCCAACAAGAACUGGACCAGGAUUCAAGAGCACUUUUUCUUUGGUGCCUUUCAUCCAAUCAGGGAUUACAGCAUUGAGACCAUAUUCUACACUUUUCCAAGUCUGUCAGGGUUGGCUGAUGAUGAGUGGAUUCCUCCCUGGAAGCUGGAGAAGCUGUCAUGCUUUUCUCAAACGCCUCCUUUGAGGAAUACCGCUCCCAACCUGAGCCAGCUCCAGCCCGGAGACUGGAUCCAGCAGCAUAAAAGUGAGGAGGAGAAGGAGGAGCGCUGGGCUGAGGUGCAGAAGAAAAUAACCCCCUGGAGCUUGGACAUCCAGGAGCAGGACCCAGAGCUUCAGCUGGUUCCCCUGAAGAGAGCAGCUCGCGUGGGCAAGCAGCAUGGCGCCCUGCUGGUGGUCGCCUCACUCAUCGACAAACCCACAAACCUUGGAGGCCUGUGCCGGACCUGUGAGAUCUUUGGUGCCAGUGCGUUGGCGCUGGACAACCUCCGCCACAUCACUGACAAACACUUUCAGUCCCUCAGUGUCUCAUCUGAACUUUGGCUCCCUCUCCUGGAGGUAAAGCCGUUGGAGCUGACAGACUUCCUGCAGGUAAAGAAGAGUGAGGGCUACUGUAUUGUCGGUGUGGAGCAGACCGCUAACAGUCAGAGCCUUCAGGACUACCAGUUUCCUGAGAAGACUCUCCUACUUCUCGGUAACGAACGAGAAGGCAUCCCCGCCAACUUGCUCCAGCUGCUGGACGUGUGCGUGGAGAUCCCUCAGCAAGGGGUCAUCCGCUCACUUAACGUGCAUGUGAGCGCUGCCCUGCUGAUCUGGGAGUACACUCGCCAACGCCUCACCCCCACCUCCAGUCAAGACAAGUCAAAACAUGGCUGAAACCAAACCACCUGACAUCCGUUCCUAAGGCGUUUGCUUGUUAUCAGUAAACAAAUGUAGCGUUUCAAUCUUCAUGCAAACCACAGUGCAAACACAUCAGCCUGUUCAUCAUGGAAGUUUGUUUGUAGUCUUAUGUACAUCUCUGUUGCCUUAAUGGGUCACGAAAUGUAGAUCAACACUGCUUAUUCCAUCCAAGUAUUCCACUGAGCAUCAUGUUCAGAAUAAUAAUACCCAUUUCAGUGCUUGCAGAGGAGCAACAGCAAUUCAAAUUUGUACUGUCUUCUCCAAUGAGGCAAUUACUUUUUGACUCACAGGAACUUUAAAGACCAGUCCAUAAAACACCCUGUGCUCGAAAACAUUUAACAUUUUCUUGAUGUUUUUAUGUCAACCGGUGCCACUGGGUGAACUCUGAACUAUUAGUGUGAUCCAAAACAGUUGUGGUUUUUCUGGUCCAGUUCACUUUCUGUUUUCCUCCUCUUUGUGCAAGAGGCGGUGUACACCCUGGACUGGUUGCCAGCCAAUAGCAGUGCACAAUAGACAAACAACCAUUUGCACUCGCGUUCACUCCUAUGGACAAUUUAGUUUGGGGAUUUUCUAGUCUUAACACAAACAAUUACUUUUAAACUCAUCUGUCAAAAUACAGUUGCGUGGUGAGGCAAAACGUGAAUAGUCAUUUUCAUUUAGAUGUAAGUGUUUAAUGUUUUGGUUAAACACAGAUGGAUUGGAAGCAGUCAUGGUGAUUGAGUGGGUACCACAUCCACCUCACAGUUCUUAGAUGUGGAGUUUGAAUCCCGGCUAGGGCCUUCCUUUGCGGAUUAAAUUUGCAUGUUCUCCCUGUGCUUACAGGGUUUUUUUCCAUGUAGUCUGGCUUCCUCCCCAUUCCAAAAACAUCCUUCAUUGGUUAAUUCAUGACUAACUUGUCCUUAGGUUUGAAUUACUAUUUUAUUUCUAGUCAAAACUAAUUAAAAUGAGACUUAUCACGUAAAAAAUGAAAAAUUGCCAGUGGAGUGUAAAAAAAAUAAAUAAUAGUAAUUUAAAUUAGCUUGAAACAAUUCAAAAUUGCCUAAAAAUAUGGUGAUGAGUCUUAUUUUUAAAAGAUUUUGUUUUUUUUGUAUUGUGGGUGUUUAUUUUCAGUUUUUUUUUUUUUUAAAACGCUGCCCGUAUCAGGUCGCUUUCAUUGCUAGAACUACAUGUGCUAAAUCUAGUUGAAUGCUAGUUUAUGACAGGACACCUUGUGAAACACUCUUUGCAAAUUUCUGCUUUUUAAUAGAUGGACUUGCGUUAUUUUUUUAAAGAAGUCAAUCAGGUGACUGUGAGGCUAUAAAAAAUACAUUAUUGCAUGAUCAUGCGUGCCUUCAUUUCUUUUUUUGUGUAGUCGUUAUACUGUAUAUACUACAUUUCCAACAUUGUUGUCUGUUACCCAAAUCAAAAGGUCCUUAUAAACAACCUAUUUCUUCUUUAAUAGAGCUUGAGACGAGCCAAAAUGUUUUUAAUAUUCCUUUAUUUUUUUUCCAAUGUCUAAAAGUUCAAUCAAAUUUCAGAAGGGUACUUUCCAAAAUUAGGAUUAGCCCACCCAAAGUACUCGAUUUAGACUCGCCCCUGGUUUGAAUAAGGAAUAAGUGUGGUUGUUUGUCUAUGUGUGCCCUGUGACUGACAGCCAAGCAGCCCAGGGUGUAACCCGCAUCUCGCUUAAAGUCAGCUGGGACAGGAUGCAGCUCGCUCACGACCCUAAUGAGGAUAAGCUGUAUAGAAAAUCAAUGGAUGGAUGAAUAUGAGUUGGGUUGAAUCAGUGUCUUUUGGGUUUUUUUUGUGUGUGUUUAUUAAACAAUUUUAUGAUAUACUUUACAUAUUUUGAAGUUGAACUGUUUUGAGUAAAUAAAGGUGUGGUUGUAUCUUA